Molecule: messenger RNA, 816 nt
Organism: Penicillium diatomitis
Lineage: Eukaryota; Fungi; Ascomycota; Eurotiomycetes; Eurotiales; Aspergillaceae
Exons: 2
Coding region: 1-816 (271 amino acids)
Biological process (GO): chromatin remodeling
Cellular component (GO): Ino80 complex
Source: RefSeq, a predicted model, not a curated record
AUGCCGGCCGGUUCUGCUUCUAACGGUCGCUCCAAUCGAGCCGGACUCACCAAGAAUGCCUCACCACAGCUCCUGGUGACGCUCAAGUUGCGCCCCGAAACAUUGCGACAGUUCCUUGAAGAGCCUCAAGAUACCUCCGAUACCAAGACCCCCGAACCCUCAUCCAUCCCCGAUAAGGCUGAACAAUCCUCGCCCGCCUCCUCCGUAGAGGCCUCUGCAGCCCGUCCAUCCUCUGCUGAUGCCGAGUCUAAUGCGGAUGCCGCUUCAACGCCAGCAACGGGGGCUACUCCCGGUGAUACUCCACGGCGGAAGGGGAUUCCGGGUCCCAAGCCAGGAAGCAAGCGUGGUAACGGACUCCUUGAGCCUGUUGCGCGCGUGCGUGGUCGACCUGGUCCAAAGAAGAAAGCUCGCCUUGAGGAUGGCACCGAACCGGGCAAGUCGUCCAUGGCCCCUCGAUUGGGACCCAAGGCCAACACUGGCGCAAUCAAUGCUCACCUCCGCGCCCUGGACCGCACUGGCGCUCCGUGCCGCAAGUGGGAGCGCAAACCGCUCAAAUUGCGCAGCUUUACCGGUGUCGUUUGGCAAGUGCCUACCUGGGGCAGCCACAAGGUGGCCAAGCCGGAGUCGGAGGAGGAUAAGGCGGCCGCCGGGAUCACCAAUGGGGAAACCGACUCCAAGAACCUUGCUGCCCCGGGCACUGAGACCAGGAACGGUAGCAGUGCGGUCCCCAGUGAGAAGAGCACAGGAGAUGGUCUGACCCCUGCUCCCUCAAACCUCGUCGAGCCCUCGUCGCCAGCUAUUGCUAUGACUGCUUGA